Molecule: messenger RNA, 2033 nt
Organism: Dipodomys ordii (Ord's kangaroo rat)
Lineage: Eukaryota; Metazoa; Chordata; Mammalia; Rodentia; Heteromyidae
Gene: Znf572
Product: zinc finger protein 572
Exons: 3
Coding region: 320-1690 (456 amino acids)
Biological process (GO): regulation of transcription by RNA polymerase II
Molecular function (GO): DNA-binding transcription factor activity; RNA polymerase II cis-regulatory region sequence-specific DNA binding
Source: RefSeq, a predicted model, not a curated record
UGCACCCGAAGCGGCACCGAGGCCGUCCGCGGAGCCCCAGGAUUCCUGUGCCACCAAACCUAAUAGGUUUCUGAUCGCAAGCCUGGCUGCGAGAGUUGCAGUGGAGCAAGGAAGAAAGCUGUUAGUUCCAGCUUCUCAUGGCUUCACCAAGAAGGUAGAGUUUGAAAAGCCUAUUUACAGAUGAAACUAAGACUAGUUUAAGAAAUUUUCUACACAAUAAUCCGGAUGCAGAUAAACUUAAUGAGAGUGCUUCAAAUGGUCUAAAAGACAUGGUCCGCAGAAUUCUAAGCAUGAUGAUAAUGAAGAAGUACCACUGAUAAUGUUCCAAGGAAAUCAGAUUUGGUGUCACAAUUCCUAUGAAAAUGAAGGUAAGUUAGAGAUUUUGGGAAAUCCUACAAGGAAAGAGAAUGAUAUACUCCAUCUUCAGGAAUGGGAUUCCGUAGAUCACAGCACAUCUUCUGCUCAGCCAAAUUUACCCUUUGGACACAAGCCCUACAAGUGUUUUGAGUGUUGGAAAAGUUUCAGUAAUAGCUCUCAUUUGCGUACUCACCAGAGGACCCAUUCAGGAGAAAAGCCUUAUAAAUGCUCUGAGUGUGGGAAAUGCUUUUCUAACAGUUCUCACCUAACUCAGCAUCUAAGAUCUCACACAGGAGAGAAGCCCUACCAGUGUGCAGAGUGUGGGAAAAGCUUCAGCAAUACUUCCCACCUCAUUAUCCAUGAGAGAACUCAUACGGGAGAGAAACCCUAUAAAUGUCCUGACUGUGGGAAGAGUUUCAGUAGCAGCUCCCACCUUAUUCAGCAUCACAGAUCACAUACAGGUGAAAAGCCGUAUGAGUGUCCUGUUUGUGGAAAAGGCUUCAGCCACAGCUAUGUCCUCAUAGAACACCAAAGGACUCACACUGGAGAGAAACCCUAUAGAUGCCCAGAUUGUGGAAAGAGUUUUACUCAGAGUUCCAGCCUGAUUCGUCACCAGCGGACACACACAGGUGAGAAGCCCUACAAAUGUCUUGAGUGUGGAAAAAACUUUGGUUGUAAUUCUACUCUAACAAAGCAUCAAAGAAUACAUACAGGAGAAAAACCUUAUCAGUGUCCAGAGUGUGGGAAGGAUUUUAGUCGAAGUUCAAGCCUUCUUUCACACCAGAAAACACACACAGGAGAAAAAUCUGAUGGGAAAUUUGAAUGUGAAGAAAGCGUGCUUCAGAGAUGCAGUGUGAUAGAAAAAUGCAUAGUCCCACCAGAAGAGAAACCAUAUAAAUGUUGUGAAUGUGGAAAGAGUUUUGGCCUUAGCUCCCAUCUCAUUAGACAUCAGAGAACACAUACUGGGGAAAAGCCUUAUCGAUGUUCUGAGUGCUGGAAAACGUUCAGUCAGAGUUCUACUCUAAUGAUUCACCAGAGGACACACACAGGAGAGAAGCCUUAUAAAUGUCCUGAUUGUGGUGAGCACUUCAGUCAGAGCUUUAACCUUAUCAGGCACCGGAGGACCCACAUAGGAGAAAAACCUUACAAAUGUGUCAACUGUGAGAAAUGCUUCAGCAGAAGUGCUUACCUCAGUCAGCAUCAGAAAAGUCACAUCAAAAAGUCUUUUGAAUCUUCAGAAGUGAGAAGUUUUCCCCAUGAGUGGACAUGGAAAAGGUGCUCAGGGGAGAUGGUCCUCAUCCCUUCCUUUUCACUCUCAAAUUCAUCUUCCUGAGUCCCAGAGGCCUGGUGGCUCCCCAACCCCACCCCGCCCCCACCGUCACCCAUGGUGCCCUGAGGUUUCAGUGGGUAUAUUGGUUAAGGAAGAAUCAGAUGUCUAAGGUCUGGGAUCUAUCCAGUAAGAGACACCAUCAAGGAUGAAGAAAAAGAUUGUUGUUGUGAUUGUUUUAAAGCAAGAUAUAAAAGGCUCCAAGUAAAAAUUCAUAUAAUAACCCAAGGGUAAAGAAGUGGGCUCAUGAGAACAUUAUCUAGACCAGAAACCAGAACUGGGGGGGGGGGUGCUAGAAUCUUGAGUUCUGUUCUUAAUUUUUGUGUGUGAUAGUACUGUGAUUUGAAUC